Messenger RNA from Aegilops tauschii subsp. strangulata, 1395 nucleotides. Lineage: Eukaryota; Viridiplantae; Streptophyta; Magnoliopsida; Poales; Poaceae. The record is from RefSeq and is a predicted model, not a curated record.
CUCCACAUUUUAAACUCCGACGCCGCCGCAAACCCUUCCUCCAUCCAUCCAUCCACACGCCGCAGCGCAAGCCCUCCCCCAAAUCUCUCCUCCCUCCGAAUCUCUGCGUCUCCAUCCAUCAGCAAGCAAGCGAUCCCGUCCCACCCAUGGCCCUCCGCGCGCUGGACAACACGCUGCCGGCCGCCGUGGCGGACCAGCGGCCCAAGAAGGCCGCCAAGCUGCUCCCCACGGCGCCCGCCGUCACCCGCUCCCCCACCGGCAGCGGCGGCAACGGCAAGAAGCAGCGCAACGACGAGAACUCUGCGCCGCAGACCAAGCCCGCGUCGCCCGUGGCGGCCGCGGCUGAGCCGGCCGUGGAGUACGUCCGGUCCGAGGACCUGCAGCCCGUGCCCGCGCCCAAGGCCCGCGCCGCCGGCCUCGUGGCGGGGCUCGACUCCAAGGACUGGGUCAAGGUCUGCGAGGCCCUCAACGACGCCCGCCGCCUCGCCAUCCACCACCCGGCCCUCCUCGCCCCCAUCCUGGAGAAGGUGGUGCUGGGGGUCGUGAAGACGAUGAAGAACCCGCGCAGCGCGGUGCUCAAGACCUCCGUGAUGGCCUGCACGGACGUCUUCGCGGCCUUCGGCAACCUCAUCUCCUCGGCCUCGGCCGACGCGUUCGACAAGCUGCUGCUGCAGCUGCUGCUCAAGGCGUCGCAGGACAAGCGGUUCGUGUGCGAGGAGGCCGAGAAGGCGAUGCGCGCCAUGGCCACAUCCAUGCCGCCCCUGCCCCUGUUGAAGAAGCUCAGGGCCUACGUCCACCACGCCAACCUCAGGGUCCGGGCCAAGGCCGCCGUUGCCAUGGCGCACUGCGCCGCCAGGAUGGACGUGGAGACGAUGAAGGAGUUCGGGCUGCCGGCGCUGCUGCAGGUGGCCGCGGAGCUGCUGAACGACCGGCUGCCGGAGGCGCGCGAGGCCGCCCGCAGCAUCGUCGGCUCCACGCACGCCGCCUUCUUCUUCAAGGAGGCUGCCGAAAAAGAGCAGGAGAAGAAGGAGAAUGAGCUAAAGGAGCAGGAGAAGGGGAAGAAGGAGCAAAAGGAGCAGGAGGAGGGGAAGAAGGAGAAGGAGGAAGAGGAGGAGAAGGAGAAGGAGAAGAAGGCAGAGCCGUCGGGCGUGGCGGCGGCGUGGGAGAGCCUGUGCGCGCUGAGCCUGUCGCCCAUCUCGGCGCAGGCCGUGGCCAAGAUCGUCUCGCAGUUGCAGGCACAAUAAUCAACUGUUCGAAUGAUCGUCGCGAUUCUGUCUGCGAUUCGUAGUGAUGCAUGCUAUCUCGCAUGAUCUGCCCAUGUUCCAGUAGGCUCAAAUUAUUGGUGUUUCCAGUCCCCCCGAUAAAAUUAUCUACUACUAUUACAGUUGAAGAAAA